Closterium sp. NIES-67 is the source of this 373-nucleotide messenger RNA. The record is from the annotation of a GenBank genome assembly. Lineage: Eukaryota; Viridiplantae; Streptophyta; Zygnematophyceae; Desmidiales; Closteriaceae.
CUCAAGAAUGCAGGCGGCAUCCAAGGCUCGGGGCAAGAAGCGGGCCAAGAAGGGUAGGGGGUCCCGUAAGGGGAAGGAGAAAGUGGCCUACGAUGAGGAGGAGGAGGAGGAGGAGGAGGAGGAGGAGGAGGAGGAGGAGGAGGAGGAGGAGGAGGAGGAGGAGGAGGAGGAGGAGGAGGAGGAGGAGGAGGAGGAGGAGGAGGAGGAGGAGGAUGAGGAAGAGGAGGAGGAUGAGGAGGUCGAGGAGGAGGGCGAGGACGAGGAGGAGGGCGAGGGCAGUGGAUCAAAGGAGCCUCGCAAGAGGGCCAAGGGGAGCAACCCCUGGGAUUGCAGCGAUGGCCGGGUCGGGUAGUGCUCGAGCUCUGCAAUACCU